This is a messenger RNA of Ilex paraguariensis (yerba mate), 586 nucleotides long. NCBI's taxonomy places the organism in Eukaryota, Viridiplantae, Streptophyta, Magnoliopsida, Aquifoliales, Aquifoliaceae. The record is from the annotation of a GenBank genome assembly.
CUCUUCUCUCUCUCGGAAGGAAGUCAUUAAGCAAGAAAACAUGUUAGGGUUCAAUUCUGUCAUACACCCAUCUUUAUCAAUUUCAUCCCCAAACCCAUCGAUUUCCAGGUCCCUUACAAUCAUUCGCACCCUAAACUUGCCAUCUUUACCCUUCAAAUCUCGAUUGCAACAGAACCCUAGAAAAUUAUCGACCCAUGCAGAGAAUGGUAAGGGCAAUAAUAGUAAUGGGGGUGUGAACACAGAUACGGAGGAAAGAGAAAAAAGAGAGAAUGGGUUCAACGUUAAUAACGGUGGCAGAGAAGAAGAUGUGAAGAAGGAAGAGGGAAAUGGAGGGCCCAGAUUCAAUCUAAAGUGGGUCAAUCUGUUGUUGGACCCAGACCCAGAUAACAUCCUAGCCGUUGGAUUGACGGGUGUUCUUGCUUGGGCAAGUUUGCAAGUGUUGGGGCAGCUCUUCUUCAUAUCAUUGGCUAUUUUGCUUGCUGCUCUCAAGUAUUCCUUCAUUGCUGCUCUUCUCAUUUUCAUCCUUAUUACCCUCCUUUGAGGUCACUUAUAUAUAUGUUUUUACCUAAAUUUAACCUGCAUAUUA